AUGCCCAAGCUGGGAGACACCAAAAGGAGCCGUGCUGCAGGAAAGAACGGUCGCUGGGGUCAUCGCGAGAAAUGUACGGUCGUGAACAAAGUAUCCCGACGCGAUGAGUGGUGGCGAUCAAGGGGGGAAGCGAACGCCCUCUCGGGGGCUUGCUUUGUGCUCUGGCCGGGAUCUCGGUACAUGUAUCCCAACCUCCCCUCGCGCUCCUCUCCGCUGCUUGGGGCUUGGUACGGUAGAUACUGGGGCCCGCCCCGGUGUUUCGUAACCAUUGACGCUCACCGCAACAUCAGCGCGCUCAGUGGCCGGGAUGUGGACGUUUCUGCACAGACGACCCCCACUUAG
Blastomyces dermatitidis ER-3 is the source of this 342-nucleotide messenger RNA. RefSeq lists its product as uncharacterized. The coding region runs from base 1 to 342 and encodes 113 amino acids. The record is from RefSeq and is a predicted model, not a curated record. The transcript is spliced from 2 exons. Lineage: Eukaryota; Fungi; Ascomycota; Eurotiomycetes; Onygenales; Ajellomycetaceae.